Messenger RNA from Drosophila erecta, 6568 nucleotides. It is a transcript of the gene Syp, whose product is annotated as heterogeneous nuclear ribonucleoprotein R. Bases 500 to 2197 code for a protein of 565 amino acids. Lineage: Eukaryota; Metazoa; Arthropoda; Insecta; Diptera; Drosophilidae. Gene Ontology annotation, cellular component: nucleus; ribonucleoprotein complex. The transcript has 12 exons. Gene Ontology annotation, molecular function: mRNA binding. The record is from RefSeq and is a predicted model, not a curated record.
AUGAACACUUUCUCAGUAUUAAAACAUCAACCAUUCUGAAUAAAUCCAAAAAUUUGUUAAAAUUCUAAAGGAUUAAAAAAAUAAAUCAAAGUCCAAAUUGGAAAUUCUUCUUAAUAUUUCGUGGAUAGAAAGCCGAUUGUAAGCCGUUGGAUAGCGCGACCCAAUUCAAAUCGAGCCAAUCGAUCGAGUGAUCGCGAAUAUAUAUAAGAUAAUAUUAUUGGAGGAGAAUUUACGCCGCUCGGUGAUAAGACGGGCGACGUGAAUACGUUUUGGAGUUUUCAAGAUCUUUUGUAAUUUGUUUUGUUCUCUAAAGAAUCACACAUUGUGAUAUCAUUUAGCACUUUUAUAAAAGCUGGAAAAUUCAAGCAACGGAUUUUGAUCUUUGAUUUGUGCUCUUCGAUCGUAAUACAUUAAAAUUGUAAAGCGUGAAGAAAAAUCACUUGACAAGAACUGAAAUCGGAAGCACCGACAACUAACGUCGGGGACAUUCGCAAACAAAAUGAAUAAGUUUGUUUCCCACAACCUGGGUCGCGAUUCAUAUCGCACCUUCAGCCCGGAAAUGUACUCAUCCUUAUCAAGCCCAUUGGGACCGCAUGGAACUGAAAUGGCGGAAGGUAAUGGCGAACUGUUAGAUGACAUUAACCAGAAAGCCGAUGACCGUGGCGAUGGCGAGCGUACAGAGGACUAUCCCAAGCUGCUGGAAUACGGUCUGGACAAGAAGGUCGCCGGCAAACUGGAUGAGAUCUACAAAACCGGCAAGCUGGCUCACGCCGAGCUGGACGAGCGCGCCCUGGACGCGCUCAAGGAGUUUCCCGUCGAUGGUGCCUUGAAUGUGUUGGGACAGUUCCUGGAAUCGAACCUGGAGCACGUGUCAAACAAGUCCGCCUACCUAUGCGGCGUGAUGAAGACGUACCGCCAGAAGAGUCGAGCCAGCCAGCAGGGCGUGGCUGCGCCCGCAGCUGUCAAAGGCCCCGACGAGGACAAGAUCAAGAAAAUCCUCGAGCGCACCGGCUACACAUUGGAUGUGACGACAGGUCAGCGUAAAUACGGCGGACCGCCUCCGCAUUGGGAGGGAAAUGUGCCAGGCAACGGUUGCGAGGUUUUCUGCGGCAAGAUACCCAAGGACAUGUACGAGGACGAACUGAUUCCGCUCUUCGAGAACUGCGGCAUAAUCUGGGACCUACGCCUCAUGAUGGACCCGAUGACGGGCACAAAUCGUGGUUAUGCAUUUGUCACAUUCACAAAUCGCGAAGCGGCCGUCAAUGCAGUGCGACAGCUCGAUAAUCACGAAAUAAAACCCGGCAAGUGUCUAAAAAUUAAUAUAAGCGUACCGAAUCUGCGCCUUUUCGUAGGCAAUAUUCCCAAGUCAAAGGGCAAAGAUGAAAUUUUAGAGGAAUUUGGUAAACUUACAGCUGGCCUAUACGAGGUAAUCAUAUACAGUUCGCCAGAUGAUAAGAAAAAGAAUCGCGGUUUUUGCUUUCUUGAAUACGAGUCACACAAGGCGGCAUCUUUGGCCAAACGAAGACUUGGCACAGGAAGAAUUAAGGUUUGGGGAUGUGAUAUAAUAGUCGACUGGGCCGAUCCACAGGAGGAGCCGGAUGAGCAAACUAUGUCCAAGGUUAAAGUUCUUUAUGUGCGAAAUCUGACCCAGGACGUCUCAGAGGACAAACUAAAGGAACAAUUUGAGCAAUACGGAAAGGUGGAACGCGUUAAGAAAAUUAAAGACUAUGCCUUUAUACACUUUGAGGAUCGUGAUAGCGCCGUCGAAGCUAUGCGUGGCCUUAAUGGCAAGGAGAUCGGCGCCUCGAAUAUUGAGGUCUCUCUAGCCAAACCUCCUUCGGACAAAAAGAAAAAGGAGGAAAUUCUGCGUGCUCGUGAGCGCCGCAUGAUGCAAAUGAUGCAAGCGCGUCCCGGGAUCGUGGGAAACCUGUCGCCGACACAUCCUAGCAUGAUGUCCUUGACGCCCAUGCGCCUCCAAGGGGCGCGCAUGCCGCUGCGUACGCCGAUACCCCGCGAAUACGUAGUCGGUAAACGUAAGUUCGAUGGAGGUCACCAAAAUCCGGCAGAUGUUAAGCGACGUUACCCGAGCGGUUUAAUAGGAAAUGGCGGCAGUUGGGGCAGUUUACCGCUACCACAGCAACCUUUAGGCACCAAUGGUGAACAGUGGUACAUGGAUACGUUUUCGGCAUGGAGUUAAAACCACACAGCAACCCAAUUCAAUCAAUAAAAGCAUCAUUAACGACAACAACAACAGCAACAGCAACAAAAGCAACCACACAAGGAAGUUACAGCCACAAAAAUAUAUAACAACAUUCUCCGAGCGACAUCCUGGAGAAGAAUCGAAUCCUUCGCGUCAUAGUAAAACAAAUAGCAACCGUUCUUAAGAGCAAUAAGUUUAAUUUUCCAGAAACAAUAUAAGGUAUAAGAACCGCAAUUAGCCGCAAUUCAAAAGCAUUGUUAAAGAGAUUCGUUUCGAACUUAGUUCUUUUGCUAUGAACGCCGUAGAUUUCGUCCCUCAAAAUAACCAUAAAUCAAGUCAAGAAAUCAGCAAUAGCAGCAACAAAUAUGUCGAGUAGAGUAUAUGUAUUGUAUGUAAUCACUAAAUAGCCCUUGCAGCAGAGCAUUUUAAACGAAAUCCUUUCAUUUAGCAAAACCACAGUUUAGCAGAUUCUCCCAAGACAUUUUUAAAAAGCGUCAGCCUCACAACUUAGAUAAACCAAAGUAAAAUCGUUUUAAAAGUUCACAAGUGUAUAAGGAAUUUUGUCUCAUAGCGUUUUUAACUCGAAAUUGAAACAAUAAUUGAGCAUAUAUAGCAAAACCUAUACGAAAAUUUCAAAGUAUAAAAUAUAUUUAUCUAUAACUAUAUAGAGAGAGCAGUCUAAGCCCGUACAGAUUGAUUUUAAAUCUUAAGCAGCAUGUAGCACCCUUUUAUACAUUGAAAAAAAAACGAAAGCAGGCAAAUUCAAAAUCAAUUCGACUCGAAGACAUUUUACUACAUUUAUAUGCGUACUGGAAAAUUGCGAGCGCUGAAGCUAGAUACAUAUGGAAAACAUAUAUAGACAGAAAUCAGGCUCAGAUUCAAGAUGAAAAGCAAAGCUUAGUGAGGAACAUUGACUGACAAAAGUAAACAAAAACAACAAAUUAUUAAUUAGAUGGAGUGAGUUGAGAUGAGAACGAUAAGCAAAUACAAAAAUUAAAACGCAGCCAGCAUUGUUAUAUAAUGCGACUGGCGACGGCAACUGGCAAGACUUUCUGCAUAAAUUUGAAAACCGACUAUUUUUUAAAAACGUAAGUUUUAGGCAACUUCAAAUCAAUUAUCUGUCGCAAGUAAACAAAAAUAUGUAGAGCUAAGUAAUUGCACACAUACAAAACUACACCUAAACUCACUGAUAAUACUGAUAGGCAGAUCAAAAUCGCAAAUCAACACAAAUGUGACUAAUGUCUGCGAAUCGAAGCAACGAAUUAGGAAGAAAACAGAACACAGACGCGGAGUAAACACAUCACGAACCAGUAAAAUAACAAACCUAAAUUAAAUUGAUUAUAAAUUUUAAUAACACUAACGCAUACUUAAUAUUAACACAUGAGAACUAAAACUAUAAAAUCAAUUAGCCAACGCUCAAGUGCGAAUUAGCAGACGACCUAAAACACUAGAAACACUAAAACACAGCUAGGAAUUCUAUUAAAGUCCUCUUAACUUAUAUCAAAUUCAGAUAAAACUCUUUUCCCACUUUCCUUUACUCAUCCGUAACUGCUACGCACACAGAUAACACUAAAGAAAACACAGCCCUAAGAUUAACUAAAAUAUAUCAAGCUGACUUGCAAACUUAAACUAGCUCCAUGCCUAAAAAAAAUUAAAGCCACACACGUGUCAAAAUACGUUUAUACUCGUAUAGGGAAAAUUAUUGAAACAAACUUGCCCGUUUUCUGUUCUAUUUUGCAAAAUUUCGACAACAAAAUUGUUUGGUUGAACGAAGAACCCUGUCGUUUACGUUUCCGCUAUUGCUAGAUCUCAAGUAAAGCAAAAAGUUAAUUAAUAUAAAUAAAUGUAAAAAACAAAAAUAUAUAAAUUAGUUUUAAACUAACGAAAGAAUACUUCCAAUUUUGAACUCAAGUAUAAAGCAAAAUACAAACUGUUGGCAGUUGAUGAAGACGCGUGUGUUUUAAAACGUAUCUAUGAACAUUGUUCAGCAUAAGCCUAAACAAUAACUUUUUUAAAUUUAAAUUACACAUACACAGACACACACACACACCAAACAGUUGCCUAAAGUAAAAAAUAAAACAAAUCGAAAUAAUAAUGAAUUAAAACUUGCGCAAAAUUUGCCAACCAGCAAAGAACUUUAAAUACAUAAUAUUAACCGCAAACAAUAAGAGAAUAUAUACAACAAAUUCUAAAUGACCAUAGUUAAGCUUAAAUUUAGUAACACCACAUACACACACUCACACACACAUAUACACAUAAUUAUUAAAGUAAAGUAAACUGUCGUUGUAGGGGAUGAUGAGAAGCGUGCGCCAUUUUCUAACUACAAUAACAAGAGACAAAUUACUAAAAUUUACUACUUACCCAUUUUUUAUUUUUGAUAAGUUUCCCUAUGAGUUUCCUUGAAUAUUUUACUUUUUAUUGAGAGAGCAUUUCACGCAACUGCAAUUGACUGUUGCCUUCGAAAAAGAAACGGAGAAAUAAUUUUAAAACUUUAAUCAUUUUUUUCUUAAACACACACAAACACAACAAAUAAAUUAAUUUGAUAAGUGAAUUAUGAAAAUUCUAUAACGCCGCGUCUUUUUGCAUGCAAAAUUUUCGACUUUUCGCCCUGGAAAUUUCCACAUUUGGUGACUUAAAACCUUUGAACCCAAUUCAAAUUGCAAAUAUAUAAAUAUAAUUAAUUUUAACGAUUUGUUUAAUUCGAUAACUGUACUGAUUUUAUAUUGUUUUAAAUUUGUAAUUUAAUUUGUAAGUUUUUAUUGUUAAUGUGUUUUUUCUAUUGUAAACUAAAACUAAACUAAAUCUAUAACCCAAUUGGCAAAUUGUUACACAAUCCGUUCAUGUUUAUCGAUUUCGAUUCAAAAAUUGAGUGUAAAAUUUUUACCAAAAUUAUGUGCCGUUAUUUAGAAAACAUUUCUUUGGAGGACCAAAUUUUCCUGCAAGCCCACCCACCCCUUGACCCAUACCUCCCAAAACCCCUAAUUGUGUUAAAUAUUGUAAUUUGUAAUUUUUGUUUUAAUUUUUCGGGAAAGCAAAAACGUUUGGCAAAAUUAGUUUUUAAUUUGAAUAUUUAGUUUUGUUUGUGCGCUUAAGUUUUCAAUAGUAUGUUAUAUAUAUUAAACUAUGAAUAUUAAUUUUUAGCAAAAUAUUUGUACGACCUAACAUAAAUCACUAAUGUUAAAUACUUAAAGAACUAAUUUGUUUAGCUGUUUAAUUGGUUUAAAAUUUUUGUGUAUUGUGAAGAGGAGCGCAAGCAAAAUUAUCUUUCAUCUAAUAACAAUAACAAUAAUUGUAUACGUGUGUAAAUUUCAACUUUUAACAAAAGCAACAGAAUACUGAAUAUAAAUAAAUAAAAAAUAAAGUUGAGAGGAAUCAUGAAAGAAAGCAAAGUGGACAACAAAUUGCAAACUGCGCAUGGAAACUGAGCGAAAAAAAUGAAAAACUUUACAUGAAUUGUGAUGAUGCAAAGGCAAGAUUUAAUCAUAAUUACUAAAUCUAUAUAUACAAUAAAUAUAUAUCUUUCUCUAUAAAUAUAUAUAUUUGAGUAUAUAAUGUAUAUGUAGGCGUAGGAGUGUAUAAUCUAACUUUACUUUUAAACAGACUGCGUACGUAUUAAAAAUUUUUAAAAUUAAUUUGUGUAAAAUGUUUUAAGUUUUGAAAAAUUGGCAAAUAAAGAAAACAAUAAAAAUUAAUAAAUCAAAAAACACGAUUGUAUUGUACAUUGAAAUAUACACACUAUUUCGACCUAUUCCAAAUUAUUUUCCAAACCUUUUCAGCAAAAAAAAUCGUUUCAUGUAUAUUUCAAGAAUCGGCUUAAUCAAGCGCACCUGUUUAUAAAGAAAGAUGAAGGACAGUGGCAGUGGAUGCAAGGAUCUGAUACCUUUGGAUAGAUUCCAACAUUGUUUCUACUUUGAUACACAAAAUAUAAAAAACAAAACACUUGAUUUGUAUGAAGACAAUAUCUGUUUCAGGCAUACAUACACACACGUUAGGAUUAACUUUGCAUAGACCAUUUUUGUUUUACUUUAAAUUUAUAGUUUGUGUGUGUUUUCUUGCUCUUUUAUUACAUAUAUAACCAAUUAUACUUGAUUGAUUUUAAACCCCUUUUUAUAAACUACCAAUUGAUAUACAUCACAAAACAUUUGCAUACAUACCACACGUAUGAAAGAGAUUCAUAAACCGUGAACGUAACGUCGCCAAUUAUUACGAGAUUAAAACAAAUGAAAAUUAAAUAAUACAAAUAAACAAUCAGAGUUCAUCGUAGUGGAAGGCCGAAUGUGAGAAAAAUGGGAGAACAACUUUUACGUCUUAAUAAACAAUUAUUGUUAACGAGAAAAUAAAUGAAAAGAAGCAUAUUGUACUAAAAUA